UAUGGGUAUGAAACUGCGGUCUGGUGUCAGCGAUACGAGCUGUUUUGUAACGAAAAACAGCGACGAAAUAAGGCCAGCGAGCUGGUGACCCUGAUGGAUGGAGCCGUCAAAGUCCAUUACAGAUGCAUGCACUUAUUCAACCUUCCUAAAGUAAUAUGUGACCCUUUUCGACGGCAAUUCGACUAUAAUCGUUGCACAAAAGGGCCAAAGAAGGUCCUCACGCCAACGCCAGAGGAUCAAAAGUUGGCAGAGAAAAUUGCCGAAGAAGAAAAGGCGUUGGAGCGGCUACUGAAGGAGAAGGAAAACGAGGACAAGGGA
Messenger RNA from Ostertagia ostertagi, 318 nucleotides. The record is from the annotation of a GenBank genome assembly. Lineage: Eukaryota; Metazoa; Nematoda; Chromadorea; Rhabditida; Trichostrongylidae.